Molecule: messenger RNA, 3420 nt
Organism: Ylistrum balloti
Lineage: Eukaryota; Metazoa; Mollusca; Bivalvia; Pectinida; Pectinidae
Product: contactin-like
Exons: 21
Coding region: 16-3420 (1134 amino acids)
Biological process (GO): cell-cell adhesion
Molecular function (GO): protein binding
Source: RefSeq, a predicted model, not a curated record
GGCAUCAUCUACGACAUGGCGAUGGGAGAUCUUCAGUGGAAAGGAGACGGAACUAAAAUUCAGCAGGCUGACCAAUACUGGCUCAACGUCCAAGAGAUGUUUAAACCUGGUCUUCACAUCGUCUACACUUACGCUGUUCUGGGAUAUCGUUGGGGCCGCGAAGUGGAAUCCACUGAACUUCCUUACAUCUGUGAAAUCAACAUGAACGAGGCUUAUCGGAUAGUACAAACACACAGGGAUUACGCCUAUGGGACAGACCUAACUGACCCCGUGUUGGCUCCAAGGGGUCCAGACAUGAUCCUCCAGCCCACCAGUCUGGUUGCUGUAGGUACAGCUGAAAGUGCCAGUUUCGAGUGCGUGGCAACAGGGAACCCUGCCCCAACCUAUACCAUUGUCUUCAUCGACAACGAAAACAAACAGACUGUAAUUUCACCUGACAAUGACCCCAGGUAUACAGUAACCAAUGGAAAGGUUACCAUACAGUAUCCUAAUGAGCGUAAUGAUUCCGGAAUAUACCAGUGUAUCGCUGAAAACACGUUCGGAGCUAUCCUGGGAAACACAAUGUAUUUUACUUUUGGAAGUCUAGGAAGCUUCUCAAACGUUGACAGGGAACCGGUAACCGCUCUGUCUCACGAGAGUGCGCAGAUCGACUGCGCCGCACCUAUUCAUAAACCAGCGGUAACUUACCAGUGGUUGAGGCGGAGGACUGGGUCGUAUGUCCGACCUGAUCUAACUCCCUACAUCUUCAUCUCAAGGAAUGGUAAGCUGUACUUCUCGGUCGUUUCGAAAGAGGACGAGGAUGAAUACUUCUGUAUCGUGGAAUUGGCGUCAAAUAAUGGCGCCGCAAUCGGGACCAAUCAGCCACCGAGCAGAACCAGCCGUCCCAUACUGCUUAGCGUCACUCAGCAAGUUGAGACAAUUUGGGGACCUGAGAUUGGUAACGACUUUCCUGCAUAUUUUCCCGCACGACCUAUCAGAGGACAGGACAUCUAUCUGGAAUGUUUAGCUUAUGGCAGCAUGACGAUAGAGUACUCGUGGAGCCGAGAGUUGCUGCCCUUACCAAGGACAGUUAGAUCACUAGAUCAUAACAGAGUUCUGAUGAUAGAGGGCGCGCAACUCGAAGAUAGCGGGAAUUAUACAUGUCAUGCGACGAGAGGCCAUGGUUCCCGGGUGGCAAAGACGCUCACAGUCAUCAUAGAAGCGAAGCCAUUCUUCAGCUAUCCACUUAGUGAUCGGCAUGUGGACAUCGGAAGUCAACUGACUUGGAGAUGUGAAGCAAAAGCAUUUCCAACGCCAACAUACACAUGGUUCAAAGACGGGGUCCUGAUUACGAGCAUCCCAGGGGAGAGAACUAUCAUAAAAAAUGUAAUGUUGAUCAAUAGUUUGGACCCUGAGAAGCACAAUGGGAUGUACCAAUGUUCAGCGACCAAUGUGUAUGGAGAGGUGUUUACGGAAGGACAACUUCGGGUUUUAGCUCUUUCCCCAACCUUUGCGAAAAGGCCUUUGGAUGAGAAAAUGUUUGCGGCUAUAGGCGGAAAUGCAACUAUAAUAUGUGAACCGGAGGCGGCUCCGUUUCCAACAUUUCAGUGGCGUCGUAAUGGAGGUGACCUCGGUCUUUCCCAUGGAGAUAUGACGUCAAGAAUUCGAAUGAUGCAGAACGGUAAUCUGUUUAUAGAAAAUGUGGUGCAAAGUGAUGCUGGUCUUUACACAUGUUCAGCGGAAAAUAUCUAUGGAUCUGCGUCCAGCUCUGGGACACUUUCCGUCACGUCUAGCACAGUGAUAAACGUGGUACCACAGCCAACGUCGGUGUAUGUAAACAACACCGCUUUCCUCACAUGCAGCGCUUCUGUGUCGUCUCAUAUUGAAUUCGUCCAGACAUGGAACUUCAAUGGCGAGACUCUUGAUCUCGACAAUAAUCGGCAUUAUUUCUUGGGUACAUCACAGAAUGUUCAAGGCUUAUAUAUACGGCUCGCUCAAGAAAAACACGCGGGAGAAUAUGAAUGCGUCGUCAUAACUACUAUGGAUACGUCACGUGCGAGCGCCCGUCUGACUGUUUUAGGACAACCCGGCCCACCUGCUGGCGUGUAUGCAGACACCACCACCAUCUCGACAAGUUCCAUGAGGAUCAAAUGGAGUGUAGGCGCUUUGAAUGGUCUACCUGUAGAUUUCUAUAUGGUGGAGGCCAGGUCAGAGCAGGGACAUUCCUGGACUGUUGUAAUACCAUAUAUCGCCGACGUAGACACAAUCAUCCCUACAAGCGACAAGCACAUGGCUGAGGUAACAGGUCUGAAGCCUGGCGUCGGAUACAUAUUCCGUGUGUCGGCAGCCAACUCCUUAGGGAUUGGAGAGCCCAGCAAGCCGUCUGACAUAUUCCAGACACUCCAGGCUGCUCCGUCCGUAGCCCCGAGUGAAGUUGGGGGCGGCGGAGGAAGUGUCGGGGACCUCACCAUUACCUGGCUGCCUGUAGCAGAGGAAGACUGGGGUGGGGCUGUUGUGACGUAUACCGUUUACUGGCGUCGUCUAGGGAACUCUAAUGAGGUAUCCUGGGUAAAGAGGACAGAAAUCCCAUCCGAUGUUGGAAAUCAUGUACAGACCGUCGGACAAGAAUUUUACUAUACACAGUAUGAGGUAAAAGUUCAGGCAGUAAACAGUUUCGGCAAGGGACCCAACUCCACCAUUUCUGUAAUUUAUUCGGCGGAGGACUUGCCUAUAGCAGUGGCCACUAACAUAAGAGCAUGGAGACACAAUGCUACAGCCAUCCUUGUGGUGUGGGAUCCCAUUCCUGAUGAAAGGGAGAUAAUGCGGGGAAAACUACUCGGCUACCAGGUGAAUUACUUUGAGAGGAAUGACACCAAUCCUAUUAUUAACUCAAUCAGCUGGAGGACGCACGAACCCGAAGGCCUGGUAAUAGGUCUACUACCGUACACGUGGUACACGUUCGACGUCCAAGUUCUCAACACCGCCGGGAUGGGACAGAUUAGUGAAAAAUUUCAUCAGCGUACAUAUCAAAAUGCUCCUGUUCUUUAUCCGACUGAAGCACAAGUGUACUCACAUGGGGUUAACAGUGUGUUAGUGAAGUGGAGGGGCGUGUCUACCGGUGUUUAUGAGGAACCUCUCCAGGGAUUCAAGGUGAGAUACUGGUUGAGCAAUGAUGAUAUAAGGACGGCUAAAGACGUAGUUGUGGACAAGGUGGACGAGGCUAUUAUCUACGGUGUGGAGAAAAACAAUCUUUACAAACUACGUAUUCUAGGAUAUAGCCAGGGAGGAGAUGGUAACCUCGGCGAGACUAUCUACUUUACUCUAGGGGGCAUGGUGUACGUUGACCCGGCGGUAUCGGAGAUUCGAGCGUCGGCUGAACGAUCAACGAUGUCAUUCACUGUUCUGAUACUAAGUAUCAUGUCUGCUAUAUUAAUGCUAUGA